GUGGGCGGAGGAGCAGGCAGCCAGAGGUGAAGUUACCCCCAUAGGACCGAUCAGAGGUCAGUUCUGAAAUGUUCCCUUUGAAGCUAAUGGUAGAGAAAAAGGCUGGAGACACUGAUCCUCUGUCAGUUUAGUUAAAGUGCUCCGCUACGCACUUUGCGAACGACGUGAAAGGAUAAACAUAGACAGCUAGGCUUCAGCUAGCAUGCAAAUAGUUGAUAUUUAUAAGCUAUUAUCAUGAUACCAAAGUUAAAAACUAUAAUUAUAACCCCAAUAAGUCCUCCUAAGGUACCUUGACGACAAGUUGUGGUCGUUAACGUUGUUUGGGAUAGCUAGGAGCAGAGACCCAGACCAGACGUCCAUCAUAAUCCGCAGUGUCAACAUCUCCAUCCAGCUCAUUGUGCUGGAGGUUACAACGUGAGCAAGCCUGCUUCAGUCCGCUAUGCAAGCAAACACAACGCGGGGCUUCCUGUGGUCGGACGUAGAGACGAGGACCUUGUUGAACAUCUGGGGGGAGCAGGACAUCCAGACGGCUCUGGAUGGAAACUUCCGAAACAGCUUCGUGUACCGCGACGUCUCCCGGAGGCUGGCCGCGAUGGGGUUCGAACGGACGCCUGAACAAUGCAGGGUGCGGAUCAAAAGCCUCAAGAGACAGUACUUGUUAGCAAAGGAGGGUAAUCUACGGAACAACGGGCAGUAUCACAAGAUUUGUAAGUUCUAUGACACCAUGGAGAGGAUUCUGAGCAACCGGCCCGCUCUUGACCCGCAGGAGUUCAUAGAGAGCGGGAUGGGAGGAGAGGAGGCCGGGGAUGGCCUGGAGGAGGAUGUAGAGGAUGCUCAGGAUGGAUACUCAGAGAGCACAGGGGAGUGUCCUUACCCAGCUGAGACUGAAGUAAAGUUGGAAUACCCGACUGUUCCCAUCUCUAUUCCUGUCAAAGUCACAGUGGGAAACAACAGCACUUCAGCACGACCGCAACACAGCAGCCAGUCAGCCAGUAAUUUAUCGGCCAGAACGCCAAAACGUCCCCGAAAGCGGCGCUCCAACUUCCCCAUGGAGAAAUUGAUGGAGCAGUUCCUGGAGCAGAGCGCCCAGGCCGAGGACAACUUUUAUCGCAUUGAGGAGCAGCGCCUGCAGGCUGAAGACCAUCGCAGAGAAGUCGAACACACCAGAGAGCUCCACAUGCUGCAGAUGCUCGGGCAGAUGUUUUCGAAUCUCACCUCCGCAAGACCUGGGUCUGCAGCCUCUCCCUCCAAAACAGCUCCUCCUCCUCCUCCUCCUGUGUUCUCCAGUGCCUCCUCCUCAUCAUGUACACGUGGACAGUCCGGCCACCUUAAACGCCCUUCACCUCAGAGAGACUGUUUCACCCGACAACGUCAUCUCUCAAGCCCCGAUCCUCAGGCAUUAGUGUUUGAACGCUGCUACAGUUUGGGCUCCUCAUCACACAGAGGCAUGGAGGAUGACUUCCUGUCACUUGCAAAGAGUAUAGUUCCUCCACUGACAUCCAAGAAGCACAAGGGACAAGACGGACGCAUUGGGAUCAUUGGAGGAUGCCAAGAAUAUACAGGAGCUCCUUACUUUGCUGCUAUCUCAGCACUAAAAGCAGGGGGUGACCUGUCCCAUGUUUUCUGCACCAAAGAUGCUGCGACUGUUAUCAAAUCAUACAGCCCUGAGCUCAUAGUUCACCCUGUUCUGGACAGUCCUAACGCAGUGGAAGAGAUAGAUAAAUGGCUCCCAAGACUGCACAGCCUUGUUGUGGGACCAGGACUUGGGAGAGAAGACUUGUUAUUGAAAACAGUAAAGGAGGUGAUCGAGAAGUCCAAAACAAGAGAUAUCCCUAUAGUCAUUGAUGCAGAUGGAUUAUGGCUAGUUACACAGCAACCAUCUGUUAUCCAAGGGUACCAGAAGGGCAUCCUUACUCCUAACUUCAUGGAAUUCACUCGACUGUAUGAAGCACUGCAUCACGAGCCCAUGGAUAGCAGUGAUCAUCAGCGCAAUGUCAUGCAGCUCAGUACAGCCAUGGGGAACCUGACUGUGGUGCUUAAAGGAGAGCAGGAUCUCAUAUCUGAUGGCAGUAAAGUCAUCACAUGCAGCCUUGAGGGCAGUGGGAGAAGAUGUGGAGGACAGGGGGAUCUGCUAUCAGGAUCUCUAGGACUUUUGGCACACUGGGCUCAUGCUGCUUCUGCAGCUGGAGUGUUCAGAAGUGGGAAUCCAUCAGUGGUUGCAGCAUUUGGGGCCUGUUCUCUCACAAGACAGUGCAACAAUCAAGCAUUCCAGCGACAUGGCAGGUCCACUACCACAUCAGACAUGAUCCAGGAGAUUGGAUCAGCCUUCAGCAAGCUUUUUGAAAGUUGAAAAUAUAUAUAUGAUGUAUAAUAAAUAAAUAUACAAUACAUCAUAUUUUUGUUUUAAAUAGCUAAUUUAAGAAUUAAUUUUGACAAGUGGAUGCCUUUCAAAAUGAACACUUACUAGAAAUUUAAGAAAUUUUACUGAAGGUUUCGUGUAAAACACGGCAUUUUUAUUUUUAUGUAACAUUUUAAAGUGCACAUUUCCACUUGCGUUGUUGCAGUGGCUGGUGAAUGGCAUUAUACUAUCUGAGAGCUAACAGCUCAUUUGCAAAUCCAAGUGUCAUUUUACAGGCCUGUCAUAUUGGCAGAAAGUCAGAUAUUUUCAUUUAACCCAAAAAAACCACUGAUUUAUGUUGAAGUUUAGACCCGUAGUUAGAUAAUAUUAUUAAUGCUUUCAUCAAACAUGUUUGGACCAUGAAGAUUUCCAAACUUGCUAAAGACACAGGAAAUAUCAAUCCACUGUAAACCAUAAACCUGUUUCAGAUAUGAAAUAAAUUACAAAUAAGAUUU
This is a messenger RNA of Notolabrus celidotus (New Zealand spotty), 2853 nucleotides long. It is a transcript of the gene naxd, whose product is annotated as NAD(P)HX dehydratase. The coding region runs from base 440 to 2350 and encodes 636 amino acids. The record is from RefSeq and is a predicted model, not a curated record. Gene Ontology annotation, molecular function: ATP-dependent NAD(P)H-hydrate dehydratase activity. The transcript is spliced from 11 exons. Gene Ontology annotation, biological process: metabolite repair. NCBI's taxonomy places the organism in Eukaryota, Metazoa, Chordata, Actinopteri, Labriformes, Labridae.